Molecule: messenger RNA, 8078 nt
Organism: Tyto alba (common barn owl)
Lineage: Eukaryota; Metazoa; Chordata; Aves; Strigiformes; Tytonidae
Gene: RIF1
Product: replication timing regulatory factor 1
Exons: 35
Coding region: 101-7084 (2327 amino acids)
Biological process (GO): telomere maintenance
Cellular component (GO): nucleus
Source: RefSeq, a predicted model, not a curated record
CCGCCGCCAUCUUAGUCCUGAGGAGGCGGAGAGGGGCCGGUGGCACCGGGCGGCCCGUUCUCCCGCGUAAGGACGGGUCGGCUCCUCGACCCGUAGCACCAUGAGCGCUCCCGCCGCCUGCGCCAGCCUGCAGCCCCUGCUAGAAACUCUAGAGGACGCAGCCGCCCCUCCGGGGGAGCUCACCGACGCGCACCUCACCAUCGUCAAUCGCUUAACUGGUGAGGAAGGCAGAGAAUUCACUGCAGAUGUCAGAAGACACUUUCCUCAACUUUGCAAAGUGUUUAAGGUGCACAUUUCUAGUCAAAACUCGGAGCUAAGUAAUGCAGCACUACAGGCAUUAGGAUUCUGCGUUUUUAAUUCAAGUAUUACAUCUCAGUUAUCUGCAACUGAAAUACAAGACUUGCUUUCAACGGUGAACAGUGUUGCUGUAAAAACUUCAGACAAAAACACUCGCACUCGGGCACUUUGGGUGAUCUCCAAGCAGGCAUUUCCUUCUGAAAUUGUUAAAAAGGAGGUGUCCAGUAUUAUUUCCACCCUGGAAACAAUACUUACUAAAGGAGAUGUACAGUCUAUGGUGGUUGAAUAUGAGGCACUGAAUGUUAUUAUACGCUUAAUGGAGCAAACUCCAGCACAGAUGGGAGAAGAGGCUGUGAGGUGGGCAAAACUGAUCAUUCCCCUGGUCGCCCAUUCGGCUCAUAAGGUGCAGUUACGAGGUGCCACGGCUCUGGAGAUGGGCAUGCCACUGCUGCUGCAGAAACAGCCCGAGGUGGCGGCCGUCACUGAGCACCUAAUGACCACAAAAUUAAUUUCAGAACUUCAGAAAUUGAUUUCUACAAAAAAUGAGACUUACGUGUUAAAAUUAUGGCCACUGUUUGUCAAAUUACUUGGAAAGACUCUGCAUCGUAGUGGCAGUUUUAUCAACUCAUUACUGCAAUUGGAGGAACUUGGAUUUCGUAGUGGCUCACCAGUGGUAAAGAAAAUAGCCUUCAUUGCAUGGAAGAGUCUAAUAGAUAAUUUUGCUCUGAAUCCAGAUAUAUUGUGCAGUGCUAAGAGGCUGAAACUGCUAAUGCAGCCACUGAGCUCGAUCCAUGUGAGAACAGAGGCUUUGGCACUGACAAAACUGGAGGUCUGGUGGUAUUUACUUGUGCGCCUGGGACCUCAGCUGCCUGCAAACUUUGAACAGGUUUGCGUACCAUUAAUCCAAAGUACUUUAAGUCUGGAUUCUUCUGCUGCAUUGCAAGGAACUCCCUCGCGUGUAGCAGCCAACCAAAGUUUAGCCUCUGCAACCCCUGCACAGAAGUCAGGUCCUUACCCCUUUGCCAGUCCAGUCACACCAAGGAUGAACUUGAAUUCUAGUACAGCAGGAAUGGUGGUGAUUCCUUCCAUUCAGCUUUUGGGAAUUGAAAUGCUGCUUCACUUCUUGAUGGGACCAGAAGUUUUAGAUUUUGCUAAGCAAAACAAACUUGUACUUAGUUUAGAGCCUCUCCAGCACCCGCUGAUCGGUAGCCCUUCUUUUUUUUGUAAGCAUGCCAGCACGUUUAUAAAUGCAGUUCAGGAUGGCUUUAUUGCAAUUGGAAAAGAAGUUUCUGAUUGUAUGCUGAAUGUUAUAUGGAAGGACAUAAAUGGAUACGUAAAAACAGCUAUUGAAUCAGGAAAUAAAAAAGAAAAGCAAGGGUCGGAAAUACUGACUAUGCUGCUUCAGGCCUUAAAAAACACUGUUAGAUCAAAUUCCCUCCCUGUGCAGAAAAUACUGUCCCUCAUUGAUAUUACUGUUAAGGAAUUACCUCCAAAAGUAUUGGGGUCACCAGCUUAUCAGAUUGCUGAUAUGGAUCUUUUAAAUGGUACACCAGCUUUGUUCUUAAUUCAGCUGCCUUUCCAUAAUGACCUCUUGGAAUGCUGUGUAACGGAUGAGAGAUUCUACGUAAUUCUAGAAACACUUGUGAGUUAUGUUUUGUCUGGGCCUACAUCUCCACUGGCUUUCAGCGAAUCUGUGAUCUGCAUUAUUAAUCAGAGUGCAAAGCAAGUGAAAAAUAAGGAGCAUCUUUGGAGAAUGUGGAGUAUUGUUGUUAAUCCGCUAACCGAGUGGAUUAAUCGGACUAAUGAAGUAAAUCAGGGUGAUGCACUGGAACACAACUUCAGUGCUGUUUAUAGUGCAUUGUUGCUACCAGUGUCGCACAUCUUCCCCAUUCAGGAAUUUCCACAGCCAACUAUGAAAUCCUUGUUGCGCACUUGGUCAGACCUGUAUAGAGCAUUUGCUCGCUGUGCUGCUUUAGUUGCAACAGCAGAAGAAAACCUAUGCUGUGAAGAACUUUGUGCCAAAAUAAUAUCUGGGCUAGAAGGUGAAACUCCAGUAGUAUUUUCAAUGAUGGAUGGUCUUACCCAUAUUCUGUCAGUUAUGGUUGACUGCAUCAACUUUGCACCGUAUGGUACUAAAUAUCAGCCAAAACAUAGAUCUCCACAGACACCUACAGAUUGGUCUAAGAAGAAAAAGGAACCCCUUGGAAAGCUUGCCCCUCUAUUUAAACUCCUGGUGAUGUUACUAAACUCUUUCCAUGUGUUCAGUUCCAAAGAAAUCUGUUCAGAAACAUUGGUCUCUGUUGGUCCUUCAAUUCUUGCUAUUCUUCACAACAUCAUCAGCCACGUUUCAUUGCCUUCAGUGAUUGGGACUAUGUUUGCAAUUUUUUCAAAACCUCUGGCAGUGUUUUAUGAAAAAACAAAGCUUGCUGGUGUAUCUAAAGUAUACAGUAAUCUUAACAACAAGCUUGAAAAGCUACUGGCUGAGAUUAUCCUGUGUUUGCAGUCUCACUGCACUGGCUCUUACGACAGCGAGCUGCUGGAGCAGCUUUCCCCGUUGCUCUGUGUAGUGUUUCAGCAUAAGGGCAAACAGAUCCGCAACCAGUGUGCCCACUUCUGGAAUGCAACGUUUGCAAAGACUGCGUCGUUGACGUAUCCUGAAGAGUUAAAAUCUGUGUUAAGCCAAGCCAAAAAGAAGAUGCCACUCUUGCUGCCUGGUUUUGAAAGCGUUGAGAUAGCUGAAGACUAUAGCGGCCCCUUCUCCGACAUGGUGGAAAAUUCACAGCUGGAUGCAAAGAUAAGUGGAAUGGAUGUAAGGUUGGGUCAAAAAAGAGACUUUACAUUGGCACAAGCAAGUGAACUAAAAAAUGAAGUAAAAGAGAAGCCCAGUGAUGUGCACAUAACACCCGCAAAGCUGAAACUAGAAUUUUCAUCUUCGAAGACUAAAAGUGAGGUACUUUUGGAAGAGGAGAAAUCUGUUGAUUUUGUGUUUAUUCCUCCAGAAACAAAAACAAGAAUAUUGACAGAACAUCAGAAAGAAGUGUUUAGGUCAAAGAGAGUUGGCAUUCCUGCAAUGUACAACAAUUUGGACACAUCGCAAGAUACUCCCUUAUUUUCUCAAUAUGCUCAAAGUCAGGAAGAUUCUUUGGAAAAGUCGUCUUCAAUAGAAGAUGCAAAAGAAGAUACUAAAAACACACCUCAGGAAGAAAAUGCAGGGAGUGAAGGAUGCACCAACAAAUCAGAUGAAAUCACGGAGGACUGCAGAUCAGAUACCUCUCUUGAGAACGCUGCCUGUGUGAAAAAGUCUUCUGUUCCUCGCGUGGAGGAGAGCUCAACCUCAAACAGCGAGGGAGGAUCGAGAAGGGAUACAGCCGAAAUGAAUCCGGAGGAGCCGUCAGCUGGAGAGGGAUUAGAACAAAGCAUCGUGGAAACAGCUUCAAAGGGGUCUUUAGAGAACAAAACCGCUUCAUAUGUCAGCAAUAGUUCAAGUGACAUAAUUUCUGGAACACCGCAGCCUGCAAGCCGACGGCAGUCUUUUAUUACUUUGGAGAAAUUUGAUAGUUCAGGGAACAGACCCGUCAGCGUUUCAGCAUUAAACAGCUCAUCGGAGAUGGCUGCAGGUGCUCCUGGGGCAGAGAAAUGCAAGAAUGCAAAGGUGGGCAGGACUAGUUCUAAGCCACAGAAGUCUGGAGAAGAAAAUAAAAAGCCUUCCAAACCUGAGUCUGAACAGAUCUUUACUGCAAUACGAAGGCUAACUCGCAGGCAGAGUAAAAUGGAGCACCAAGGAAAUAAUCAGUCCAAGUCGUUAACAAGGUCGGAACAAGAGAAGAGCACACAGGAGUCUCUUGCUUCCUACAGUAUGGAAAAUGUUUCUGAACUAUGUUCUACAGUACAAGACGUGGGACACAUCAUCUUUGCUCAGUCCCAAGCUCUGCAUUCUACAGAAACAGAAAUUAAAAAAAUUGAGGGUACGAUAGCAGAAAUAGAAGGGGUCCAGACACUGGACAUGGAUUCUAAAGAAAAUACACCCCCGGAGACAACAGUGUCAUCUGACCAGGUAACAGGAGAUGACAGUCAGGUUCCACAUGUGUCUUCUAACCAAAAAAUACUAAGACGUUCUUCAAGACGACGAUCAGAAACUGUAGAAGGUACAGCAGGUAGUCAAGAUAAGGAAGAUAGCCACCAGAAGCGAGACAGACGUAAAGACGAUGAAAAAUCUGGGCAAAAGAAGGUGCUGCAGACUAAAGAUGAUCUAUCCCAAAAGCAGGAACCGGCUUCUGGAAAAACUGCAGAAAAUACAAAUAAAAAAGAAAGCAACCUACCCGAGAGCGCUGCUGCAGAGGACUUGAGCUCAAAGGAGUCUCCUGCUUCAAGGGGCCUUGAUGAGGAAGUGAACAAAAGCGGGAGGAAGUCAGAAGAUAGCUUGAAGGCUGACCCGGAAGGUCAAGACUCUAGCUCGAGUGCAGUAGGUCAGAAGAUUGAACGCCCACGAUACCAAACGAGAAGAGCUUUGCAAGGAUUGCUGUCCAGCAUAGAAAAUUCAGAGGCUGAUGGCUCUGAGACCAAGGAGCAAAGCACAAGGAAGAAAAAAUCUGCAAAACCGAAAACCAGAAGCGAUUCUCUUGAAGCUAAAGCGAAAGAUCUCCAGGCAGGAAGCUGCAGCCAGGAGGUGUCUUCGCAAGGAAACGAAACAAAGAAUCUGAUGGAAACAAAUCCAGGGGAACUGAGCUGUGAGGUCAGCGCAGAUGCUGCCCUGGCAUCUGAACCCUGUGGCCAGGCAAUUCCCACAGAUGCUAGCAAAGCUCUGGGGUCCGCCGGCUCAAAGAAGUCACCCGACGCACAGGACACAAAUGCAGAACAAAACAAGAGCGAUGCACCGACGGAAUCCUUCACCAGCCCAUGUGCGUCUGAAAAUUCGAAAGCAGCAGAGGAAAAUAAACACCUUGAAAAGCAAUCACACCCAGCAAACCGUUGUUCAAAUAUCGUGCCUGAACGCGUCCCAGAAGCAAAUGCUUCUGGUGGUGAUCCUUCCUCUUUGCAAACACCUGAGUGUCAGCACAAAAGAAGCAAAAGGCUGAAAAGAGCAAGGAUCUGUGAUUGUUAUUGCAGAGGUUCAAAGCUGCAAGUAACAUCACUCACUGAGUCAAAAACUGAGAACACUCAAGAAGUGAACGAGCCCCAAACCACCUCAGUUCAGGUAUCUGUGAAUACAUCCGAGGUGUCUGAUAAUUCAAAUUUUGACGAGAGCUUGCCCGCGGCACCGUGUGCAAUGAGCACGCCGUUGCACCCUCCUGAGGAACCCGAUGCAUUUAACUCGGAACGAGAGGGAAGACCUGAGGAUAACCUGGAAGGCAGUAGUGUUGUAGUGGAGGAGGAUCUAGAGAAUCCGGAGCGUGUAGCAGGUGAAGUUACGGGCUGCGUAGCGGAAAUAAAAGAGCCUGCUGAUCCGAAUGACGGAACGGAACAGCGUCUGUCUGAGUGUGUUCCAGAUGAGGCUGGCGAGGGUGAGCUGGCUGAAGGGCAGCGGAGCGGAGAGCCAGCAGCUACAGGAGAGGAAGGAGUCAGUCAGAACGGGCAGCUGGAGGAGAACGCCGAGGCGCUGAGCGGUGGGAGCGAACCCCAGGAAAAGCAGAUGGAUGAGCUAGAAGGCAGUCAGGAUGGUAAAGAAACAGCUGAGAACACUGUAGGAGAAACUUGCGUUAUUCAGGAUAAAGAGAUGAAGGAGGAAUCGGUGGAAAGUGAAACUAAAGGGCCUGAAAAUGUGGCCUUGGACAAAGCAGAUGCGGUAGAAAAUAACAGUGUGGAAUCGCCCCAGAAGCCGGAAGGUGGUGAUGCUUUAGUGUUAGUUAAUGAAAGCCCUAAUGGCAUGCAGGUACGCUGCACGUGGUCUCCUUCAGCUUCUCCAUCCACCAGCAUUUUAAAGAGAGGUGUAAAAAGAAUGCAAGAGGAUGAUUCCCUGUCACCAGCUAAUAAGAUUCGUCGAGUCUCUUUUGCAAAUCCAAUUUAUCAAGAAGGACUGGCGGAUGACAUAGAUAGGAGAAGUCCUGUCAUUAGAUCCCAUUCAUCACCAUCUUCCCGAAGUCUUAAAAUUUUAUCUAAUAUUCAGUCUAAGCAUAUUACCACUCCAACCAAAGGAUUUCUGUCCCCAGGAUCUCGUAACGCUAAAUUUAAGAGCUCAAAGAAGUGUUUAAUUACAGAAAUGGCUAAGGAAUUGCUGCCGUGCCCUGCAGAAUGCGUGUACCCGGCCUUGGUCGGCUGCAAAGCACCGGUUGAUGUCAUUUUACCUCAGAUUACAUCAAACAUAUGCGCCAGGGGCUUGGGGCAGCUCAUUCGAGCGAAGAACAUCAAGACAGUGGGUGAUCUCAGUACUUUGACAGCAUCAGAAAUCAAAACUCUUCCCAUCCGCUCUCCGAAAGUUUCCAAUGUUAAAAAAGCUCUUAAAGGAUAUCACGAGCAUCAGGUAAAAUCUCGAGGAUUUGAGGAAAUAGCAGCGCUGGAAGAUGCAGAAAAGUCUGUAAAUAAUAUAGAGGAAAAACCUCUUGCUGUAGAUGAAGAAAAACUUGCAACAGAUUUGACUGAACCAGUUGGCCUGAACACAAGCGACCAGCCCCCGGCAGAUCUCCUGACUCAGAUCGAUGCGCUGGCUGCUCAGCUGACCUCUGAGGAUCUUCAUGGCUAUUCGGGAAGCCAACUUUUUGAGAUGCAGGAAAAACUUAUCGGCAUGACAAACUGUAUCAUGAAAAACCUGCAGUCCCGCUGGAAAUCGCCACCCCAUGAAAGUUCUGAUUAGUUGCUUCUUAUUUCAAAGUAAGGAGGAUUUUGUUUGUUUCCCCAGAACCUGCUUUUCUUACUGGUGAAUUAUUCCUUAAACUGUGCAUUUUUGUACUAUAGAAGAUUUUUAAACACCUAUAUGAACAAAAUGUAUUGUGGUUUGUUCUCUUUUUUUUUUUUUUUUUUUCCCUUGGGUUUUUUAUUUUUUGUUCUAAUUUGUGGGAUUGCUUAUUCCCUAUUUAGAGGUAUUUGUAUUGUAUUGCUAUGCAUAUUUCUUUCAGGUAGUGAAAGAAAACUUGAUAAAGUUGUGCAAUAGCAAAGACUGUGAAACCAAACCAGCAGAGUAAAUUAUUUUUUCAAAUCCGAAGUGUUCUUAGUGCUGCAAACUCUUUUAUUACUUGGCGAGAGAUUGGUCUAACAGCUCUGCUCAUCUGCUGCCCCUGUUUGUUUCUUUUUAAGCUGCUGACACUGAUGGACAGUGGCUUUUCAGCACUGUUUUAUACUGAGAUAAGCUGUGCUUAAUUCCUUGCAGCAGCAACAGUCCAGGACCCUGGUAUUUGACAAGUGGAUGGCAUCUAUUUUUGCAUGUAUUUUUGUAAGAAUCACACUAAGAAGCUGAUACAGAAAUGUACCCUGACAGGUGAAAGACUCUGCAAAACUUCUCAGGCUCUUUCCCACGUUCUUUGUUUGCAGCAGUUUCUCCUGGGGAGAAGAUUUUUUUCCUUGGGGAAAUGAAUGGAUUUGGCAAGAGCUCUUUGUAUAUUAUGUACAGACUUAUCAUGGCAAAUGUUGGUUAAUAAUUUAUGAUGGAGUUUUACUUGUAUGGAAUGUGCUGCUGCUUCUUAGAGACCUUCAGAGAGAAGACAUGGGUUUUACUCUGAAAAUCUAAUCUGUAUAUAUUGUACUGUAGUUAUCAAAAUGGACACUUACUGAAAAGAACUGCUGCAGAUGGUUUUUAGAAGUUAAACAGGGGCAAAUAAAACAGGAAAUAGUUCCCAAACUUGUGAAUGUUA